Thunnus maccoyii (southern bluefin tuna) is the source of this 3179-nucleotide messenger RNA. RefSeq names its product butyrophilin-like protein 2. Bases 436 to 1260 code for a protein of 274 amino acids. The transcript is spliced from 4 exons. The record is from RefSeq and is a predicted model, not a curated record. NCBI's taxonomy places the organism in Eukaryota, Metazoa, Chordata, Actinopteri, Scombriformes, Scombridae.
CUAAAAAUAUCAAAGUACAUGUCAAAUAGAUUUUUCCCAAAGAUGGUUUUUGUCAUUAUAGGUAGUUCUUAUCGCACUAAUGUUUGUUUAAGUGCUCAUUUUUCUGAUAAGUUUGUUUAUAAUGAGGUAUUUGACAAUAUAAAAAGGGGGUCUGACACAGUGCGUCACGAACUUUAACAUUGUAUCCUAUUAGAUAAAUAUGAAGACAUCCGUGCCAGUGCUAUAGAUGAGAAGUUAAAUUUUGUGAGUUUCGAUUUUGAAACAUCAUGAUCGACUGCGUCGAAUAAUCAUGGAUGUAUUAUAACAGCUGGAUACCUGACUAAAAAUGGCGCCCAUUCAGUCCUAUAGGAAUUGCUUGGCUGGCACAUUCCAAAAAAAGUUUCUGUGCCUUGUGCAGUGGCACCCCUACUAUGUCAACGCACUGGCCCCAUUUAAAUGAUUGGGAGGGCUGUGGUUUUUCACGCACUGACGUUUUUUGGCUUAAUGCAGCCUUAUAGUAGGGGUGGCAGCUGCCUGCUCUUGCACCCCUGUAGAUCUGCCCCUGAUGAUCCCUCUUCCAGAAGAGACAGAAACAAUCUAAACGUUGUUUUGUUUGUUUCCUCAGGAGCGACUUCUGCCAUUUGCCCAACUCAGCCAAUUGAGGCAGUAGAGGGUGAUGAUGUCACUCUACCAUGUAAGCUGUACCCGCCAGACAACGUGUCUGCUUACACAGUGGAUUGGAAGAGAGUUGACCUCAACAAGGUAGUCUACUCCUAUCGACAUAAGCAGGACCACCAUGAUGCACAGAUGGAGAGAUACAGAGGCAGGACAACUUUCGACCAUGGCGGCCUGAGCAGAGGAAACCUGACACUGCGUAUCUCCUCAGUACAGCUGAAUGACAGUGGACCAUACAGGUGCUCUGUUCCAAAACUAACGGCCAGAUGUGUUGUUAACGUCAGUGUUGUACCAAAGGACCAACAGAACAUGUUGAACAGAAUUGGUGACGCUACCACAAAUAGACCUCCAGUGGAAGAUGUGACCAAGCCAGACAAUCAUGAUGCUGCAAAGGAGAGGACUUCUUAUGCCAUUGCCUUUCCCAUUGUUUUUUUCAUUGUAAUUGUUGGAGUGCUGGUGAAAAGUGGAAUGAUCAAGAACUGUAGGAGGAAGCUCAUAAGAUGGAGGAGGCAAGAAGGAGAGAUGGCACUAAACAACGUUCAAAAGGAAACCCAAGGAACCAAGCAGCAGAAGCCUGAAAAAUAUGCACUGAGAGAAGACCAUUAAUCACCUCAAUGAUGAAUUUUUGUCUUUUUUUGGGAUAAAUUAAAUAGAAAUUUAAAUAGAUUGACAUUCAGGCCAUACACAAACAUACAAUCAACAAUUAUAGUAAAUCUCCCCUCACCCAACAACCCACUCUGUUCACCUACUUCUUUUUCCUUUCUAUUUUUUUUUUCAUCUACAUGAUGGAACCAUGUCGGGCUGGGCUCUGGGGCCUUGGGGACUGGGCUGGUUUGGGAUAGCUUGGGGUCUGAGGUCCUGUUCCCCGAUAUCCCCCUCUCCAAAUAGAAAGAAGCUCCUUGGACCCAGCUGAAUGGACCCUUCCCAUAGGGGUGGGGUCUGUUCUAAAGGGUUUCUGACCUCCAAUAAGCCAGCCACCUCCUAUAGGCCCGGUGGUGGCCUAAAGCAGGCGAGAGCAAAGUAAGCAAGGAAGAAGAGUAGGGGGAAAUAGCUUAUUUUAGCUUAAAUUAUAAAAUAAAACAAGCAAACAAACUAACAUUAAAAGGAAGGGGAAAUCACAAUAAAAACAUAAAAUUCUCCCCUGACCCAGCUGUCCUGGCCUGGCCCAGCCCACUCUGGAUCCACCCCGGCGCCACUCUAGCCUCAGUGCCCAGCCAGUGUUGCCUUCCAGUAGCAUUGUUGCUGCUUUAUAUUUCAUUCACUUAUUUAUCUAUUCUAUUAUUUAUCAAUUUAUUUAUUUAUUCUCUCUCCUCCUUUGGUAAAUUCUGUCUCCCCCUUAUGCUCUAUCUCCGCUGUUUCACAUUGGAAACCAACCUGCAAAAACACACACACACUUGCCUAAUCUCUGUAUGUCUACAUGAACCCAGUACACAAUGACUGUAGUUACGAGUAAAACGAAGGAAACACUUUCACAGGCAGUUCAAAACCAGUUUGUCUAAUAUGUUCCGAGACCAUGGCGAUUGUGAAGCGAUACUACUGACAAAACACAAAUCUUUGGUGCAAACAUACCCACUCAAAUCUGAACUGAAUCUCUCAUACACUCAACUCUCAGCCUGCAUUAACCGAGCAACUGCUUCUGAUCAAGAUGCUAGUGUAGCAUUAGCGUAAGCCUUAGAUAGCUUAACCGGACAUCUGCCAAAUAACAACUCCAUGGAGUUUUCACAACUUUAUGCUUUAGUGUACAUCAACAUGACACAGUGAGCAGGUUGAGACACGCUGUGACUUCUUUCUUCCUCUGAAGGCAGGGAGGUGCGUUUGUUUUACAGUUCAUACGGCUCUUACAAGUGGUCAUCAAACACACCUGUAACUCAAUCUCAUUAAAAUGUAAGAGGGUCUACCUGGUGGCGCAACAGCAAACUACAGCAAAUCUACACAACAUUUUCUGACAGUUACACUACAUAUUCCUUGUCUUCUGCAUUAUGGGUUAAUAUAUUUUUAAUCUGUUAAAUUAUUAACGGCAAUUAACCGUUAAUCGAUUAAUCAUUGACAUCCCUACUUUAUAUCAUCUAUUUUCUCUGCACUAGUUGGCCCAAUUUGCAACAUAGCCAAGCCUUUGUGAAAUUAAAUAACCUGAACGUGGGUGUGGAUGUGUUUUAAAGCACCACAGUUGAAUGGAGACAAAAUAAAUCUGGUUAUUCUAUCAGAAUGAAACUUAAUAUAGACCCACAAACAAUAUUUUUCUGUAUUAUAACCUUUAGUUUUUAAUCUUGAAAUUAUGAAAAUUAGGCAAACUCAUGAAACAAGUCAGAACAAAUAUAGCAAUUUCAGGUGUGUUGUCUUUCCUUAAUCUUAUGGGUAUAUUAAUAAUAAAAAAUGUACUGAAGAGUUAUAUAGAUGAUUGAUUAUUUGAAAGAGUAAAAACUGAGACAAGCAAGUGGAGUGGUGCUGAAAUCUCAUAAUUUUACAUAUUGUAUUAAAGCUAUAAUAUGUAUUUAUUGUGCAUUAAAAUGUCUAAAAAUGACUAG